UAAAUAAAAAAAUUAAGGUGCCAAAACCAAAAUAAUCUAAUGAAAGAUUUUGCGUCUGUGUUCGAAUUUUAAAAUGGCUUGAAUUAUGUAAUUUUAAUUUAUCGAUUAAAAAAAAUAGCCUGUUUUGUUCUUUAUAUUUCGUGACGUAAAAAACAGCGGGAAUUUGACAAUGAUUACAAUAUUACGUGUCCAUCAGUGUGUUUUGCGUGUGUCCGUGUUUUUGUGUUUAUUGCUAAACGUCAGUGGAUGCUGUUUGUGUGGAUGGGAUCUAGAGGACUUAUUCGAUGUAUCUCCAAUAAUCUCAUGUACGAAGUCGCUUUUAGAAGAUUUAUUUAAACCUCAUACUCUCGCAGACUUAUUAGAUUCAUAUGAAGAUGACACGGACGUUCCAAUCUCAUCCAACGACGUAGCCGACUGUGUCCGAAGGGGACGCGAACUUUCUCGAGCAGCGAGACGAAGAGGCAACGAGCUAGUCACCAAUGGCAUCAAUUUAGAACACUACCCACCAGGCAUCAUGCAUUUCUUCUCCGGAGAACUUCCUUCAGAUAUGAAGAAAGCAGCUGAGACUUCAAACGAGAUUCUCGCUGCCACCAAGCUGUUGCAGAUGAAAACUUCUCUAGACUCGAACUCAACUCCCAACACGUUCCUAUCGUUCCUGGAGCACCAGGGCAUACGUCUGCAGGACUCCUCGUGUCAGCCUAUAAGGAUCAGCUGCUGUGACAACAAGUAUCGGAGUAUAGAUGGCACUUGUAACAAUGAGGAGCAUCCUGAAUGGGGCAGAAGGGGAGCGCCUUUCACAAGGAUCGCUACGCCGCGGUAUGCUGAUGGUAUAUACGCAAUGCCAGUGGCCCGCAGUGGUCGUCAGCUGCCGAACCCUCGCGUCCUCUCCACUCGGCUAUUCUCAGACCAGCCGAUACUUAGCAGAGUGCUCAACAACAUGAACAUGCAGUGGGGACAGUUCAUCACUCAUGACCUCAUGUUCCAGGCCAUGGAAGCUACAGACAAAGGCGGUAUCCAGUGCUGUCUAAGUGAUGGCAAAGAUGUGCUCCCUCAAGAGUGGCAGAAUGAAAAGUGCAUACCCAUAUGCGUGCCAGACGACGAUCCCUUCUACCGCUACCACAGCGUCAAGUGCUUGAACUUCGUACGCAGUGUCACCACGCCAAAGGAUGACUGUAGUUUGGGGUACGCUGAACAGAUGAACACAGUAUCAAGUUACAUGGACGGCUCACCAAUUUACGGGUCUGAUAAGAAGUUGGCUUCCAAGCUUCGCACCUUUAUCGGUGGCAGACUGAAGCAGGAGUCGAGGAAAAAUUGCCUCAGGGGGUUCCUACCAACUGCCAGUGAUAAGACCGCGACCUGUGACUUGAGGAACUCAUCGGAACCUUGCUAUCUCGCUGGUGACAUAAGAAUCAACCAGACCCCAACACUAGCCAUGCUUCACACUCUGCUACUGAGGGAACACAACAGGGUCGCAGAUGUACUGAGCGACCUGAACCCGCUGUGGAGCGACGAGCGCCUGUACCAGGAGGCGAGGCGGAUCGUGGGCGCCGAGAUACAGCAUAUCACCUAUCAAGAGUGGCUGCCUACUAACUUUGGCGAGCAAUACCUCCGCAGCUACCGCAUAUCCCCGACCAGUCUGUACACGCACGACUACCGCGAUGACGUCAACCCUGGCGUCAUCAACAGUUUCGGAGCCGCCGCCUUCAGGUUCCUACACACUGUCAUCAGUGACAACAUCAUGAUGUGUCCCAGCAACUAUGGUGCUGCUUAUUUGUAUAGGUUAAGCGACUACUACUUCAACCCGUCUCUUCUAGAACUGACACCAGAUUCCUUCGACGAUGUAGUCCGGGGUACAGUAGCGCAGAACGCGGGAGAGUCCGACCCCUUCUGUUCCGGGGAGAUCACUAACUUGCUGUUCAAGUCCCGGAACAAAUGGGGCAUGGAUCUCAUAGCUAUGGAUAUUCAGAGAGGCCGGGAUCAUGGGAUCGCGUCGUAUAAUGACUAUAGGGAGAUAUGCGGCCUUCAUAGGGCAAGAACGUUCCAGGAUUUAGCCAAUGAGAUUUCCCAAGAUCGUAUAAACGCCUUACAAUACCUGUACGAGUGCGUGGACGACAUCGACCUAUUCGUGGGCGGCGCUCUCGAGCGCGACGUGCCUGGCUCCAUACUGGGACACACCUUCCAGUGCAUCGUGGCAGAACAGUUCUACAGGACGAGGAUAGGGGACCGGUACUUCUAUGAUAACGGGGAGAUGCCGCAUUCGUUUACACCUGAUCAACUAAGAGAAAUAAAGAAAUCGUCCAUGGCGCGUCUGAUCUGUGACAACACGGACGGUGUUCACUACAUACAACGCAAGGCUUUCGAAGUUGAGUCCGCGUACAAUCCUAAGUACAGCUGCGACGACCACAACGCUAUACCCUAUGUGGACCUCACCGCUUGGAAGAAACCCACCAUCUUUGAUUGAACGAAUGAUAUUUGACAAUCACUCAUUCUUUUGUUUGAGUGACAUAUUAGAAAUUUUACACAUGUUUUUCUUACUUUAAGUGCUUGUGUUAUAAUUAUAUCUAGAAAAUAGGAAUAAGAUGCUGCAUUUAUAAGUAGUAAAAUCACCAUGCUAUUCUGCUUCUAAUGCUUAUUCUGAGUCUAGGUGUAUUAUGUGUGUGACUUGUAUGCUUACGCCCCCUGGCGUCACAAGAAUUAAAUUCUUAAAUAUAGGAGUCGUUCAAAAAAAUAGAAUCAAAAGUAAUGUU
Molecule: messenger RNA, 2747 nt
Organism: Trichoplusia ni (cabbage looper)
Lineage: Eukaryota; Metazoa; Arthropoda; Insecta; Lepidoptera; Noctuidae
Product: peroxidase-like
Exons: 13
Coding region: 170-2461 (763 amino acids)
Biological process (GO): response to oxidative stress
Molecular function (GO): peroxidase activity; heme binding
Source: RefSeq, a predicted model, not a curated record